UAAUGUAAAGUUAACGGAUAGAGAUCGUCGCCCCUAAAUGAAAGCUGUGAAUUUCUUCUAACUCUUUUGGGGCUUCCUACUCCUCAGUUGUUUUCACGGCUCUGUAAUUAAACUGUAUUUUCUUUAUUCGGUGCCUGUUGUACAAAUGAAGCUACACGCAGGCUGACUGGCAGAUACUCGGGAUGUAACUGAUUUGUUACAACGCAAAAGUUUCAUUAGACUGCGGCUAUCAUCUCAUUUUAAUUAGACUGGGUGCUGGUAUUCAACGGGACAUUUAAUAUGACUGACACGUGACUGAACUCAUCAAAUGAGCCGCGGGCACCGAGGCCGUAGCUGAAAUAGCCAAUGAAGAGUGACAGCUGGUUAAUCAGGAAGUAAUUAAAUCACGCAAACGGGCACGCUGUUUUGUUUUGACGGGAGUGCGCAGGACGGAAGUUUGAACAGCAGGAGGCUAACGUCAGGAUAUCGCGCUAUAGCCGUUUUUGGCUCCUCUAAAAUGGACAUAUUUGUCCUGAAGUGUUUUUUCCUGCUGGUCCUUCACACGUCGACGUAUCCUGCUGCCGCGCGGAGAGAGAGGAAAAAUGUCCUUUUCAUCAUGGCAGAUGAUUUGCGGACAUCUCUGGGGUGCUAUGGGGAUCCGGUGGCUAAAUCGCCCAACAUUGACCAGCUGGCAUCCAGAGGCCAAGUCUUUCUCAAUGCCUUUGCGCAGCAAGCUGUGUGCGGUCCCAGUCGGGUAUCCAUGUUAACCAGUCGCAGACCGGACACAACCAGGCUCUAUGACUUCAACUCCUACUGGAGAGUCCAUUCUGGAAACUACACGACCCUGCCACAGUACUUUAAAUCUCAAGGGUACUUCACUAUGUCUGUGGGCAAGGUGUUUCACCCAGGCAUUGCCUCCAACAAUACUGACGACUAUCCUUACAGCUGGUCCAUCCCAGCCUAUCACCCACCUUCAUUCACAUAUGAGAAAAAAAAGAUGUGUAAAGGGAAGGAUGGGAAACUCCACGUCAACUUGCUCUGUGCUGUGAAUGUGAGCGAGCAGCCUGGGGGAACCCUCCCUGACCUGGAGAGCACAGAGGAGGCGGUGAGGUUACUGAAGAGUCGAGUCAACGAUGACGAUCCUUUCUUCUUGGCUGUGGGUUUUCAUAAGCCGCAUAUACCUUUUAGGAUUCCACAGGACUACCUGACCCUGUAUCCUCUAGACCAAAUGACUCUGGCCUCCGACCCAGAUGUCCCCGAACGCCUUCCCACUGUGGCCUACAACCCCUGGACAGAUGUAAGGAAGAGAGAGGAUGUGGAAAAACUCAACAUUAGCUUCCCCUACGGAUCUAUACCGAAAGACUUCCAGCUGCGUAUCCGUCAGCACUACUAUGCUGCAGUGUCAUAUAUGGAUGCUCAAGUUGGUCGGCUGCUCAGUGCACUGGAAGAGCUGGGGCUGGCAGACAACACUAUGGUGGUGUUCACCUCUGAUCAUGGUUGGUCACUGGGUGAGCAUGGUGAAUGGGCUAAAUACUCGAAUUUUGAUGUCGCAACACGCGUACCUCUGAUCUUCUUUGUUCCUGAUGGCAAUGAAGCUGGUACAUCAACCUUCCCGUUUAUAGAUGUCUUAAGGGAAUCUGUGCACAGCAUCAAAAGUGGCAAAGUUAGAAGUAGGCUGGUGGAGCUGGUGGAUGUCUUUCCUACUGUGUCCUACCUGGCCGGCCUCGAAGUUCCCGUGCAGUGCCCUGACAUUUCUUUCCAGGUGGAGUUGUGUACUGAAGGAUAUAACCGUUCCUAUGCUGCGCCACAAGGGCGAAGCGAGAGGACUCCAGAAGAUGUAGCUUUCAGCCAAUAUCCUCGCCCUGCUGAUGCACCACAGGAGAACUCUGACCUCCCUGACCUCAAAGACAUAAAGAUCAUGGGUUACUCUCUGCGCACCUGGGACUACAGGUACACCCUGUGGCUGGGCUUCAAUCCCAAAACAUUUCAGGUGAAUGUGUCUGACGUCCAUGCUGGGGAGUUGUACAUGUCAGCAGAUGACCCCGGUCAGGACAAGAACAUCUUCAAUAACUUUGAUUACAGUGAGAUAAUGAGGAAGACUGCCAGCCUUCCUCAGACUGUUGGUUUGCAGAUGAGAAUGAAGCUGCAGUUUCACUACCUCACAGCGGGGAUGAAAAGGAGCAGAGGAAAGCCAUGAGGACGGGAACGAAGCACAACAGAUGGGGACGAAUAAAAAGGGACAAUGGAAUGAAAGGGAAAAA
Messenger RNA from Neolamprologus brichardi, 2240 nucleotides. RefSeq names its product iduronate 2-sulfatase (gene ids). The record is from RefSeq and is a predicted model, not a curated record. Lineage: Eukaryota; Metazoa; Chordata; Actinopteri; Cichliformes; Cichlidae. Gene Ontology annotation, cellular component: cytoplasm. Gene Ontology annotation, molecular function: iduronate-2-sulfatase activity.